GGCUCUUCGGAGGCAGAGCAGAGUUGAGUAGCGGAGGCAGUCGACGAGAGAGAAAAGUGGUGUCACUGCAGCCAGCGGAAUGGACCACUGUGACUUGUCACAAAAGAUGACAGUUCAGCUGCCUCAUAUUCAAUGUGACAAGACCCUUUACCUGUAAAAUUUGUUCUAUCCAAUACUUGAGGAUUUCCUCGAUGAAAUGAGCCGAAUAAUAAUUAAAAACUUGGGCAAGAAGGUUUCAUAUUCGCAACAAAAGGGAUACUGAAGAACUCUAGCACACAAACUGAUGCUUAUGAUUUUCAAGAUUUAGGAUGACCAUGAAAAUUCAUGCCCAUCUCGGAAAAGCGAAGUCAAGCUGUUUUGACUAGAGUGAAUCUCUGGCUCCAAUGAGAAUGCUGUCGGCAGUGGUGCUUGGUGUCUUUCUAUCCCUCCUCAUCCUCCUGAUCAUUAGUGGUAAUGUGUUGGUGUGCCUGGCGGUUUGUGCCUCACGACAACUGCGCUGCCUCACCAACUGCUUCAUCGUAUCGCUGGCCAUCACGGACUUGUUGCUCGGUGUACUGGUCCUUCCGUUCUCUGCCCUCCAAGAUAUCACCGGUAACUGGCCCCUCGGCCCAGUGUUCUGCAACAUCUAUGUCUCCAUGGACGUCAUGCUUUGCACUGCUUCCAUCCUUAACCUGCUGGCCAUCAGCGUGGACCGUUACCUUGCCGUGACCAUGCCCCUUAGAUAUGCAUCACUUGUGCUGCCAUGGCGAGUUGCAAUGGCAAUGUUGUGUGUGUGGACCGUGUCUCUUGCCGUGUCUUUCCUGCCCAUCCACUUGGGAUGGAACACCCAAGAUUUGACGAUUCAGAACCGUGGGCCUGGAGACCCAGUGAAUCAAUGUCGAUUUGAGCUGAACGGGCCUUAUGUUGUGACAGACUCCCUCCUCACCUUCUACCUACCUCUGGUUGCCAUGUGCUGGACUUACCACCGUAUCCUCCGAAUUGCACGGGCACAAGCCAAACGCGUUAUUAGUGCUCGUCCAGCGCGCACCACCACUGGCUACAAGUGUGGCAAAAGUAGUACAACCACCACCGCCACCGCCGUGGUCUCCACUGUCACAGUAGUAGCUCUGAGGGAGCACAAAGCCACUGUGACACUGGCAGCAGUAAUCGGGGCAUUUAUGGUGUGCUGGCUGCCAUAUUUCAUCCAGUUCAUGGUGAACGGCUGGAGAAAGCAGCAAGAAUUUGGAACAGCAUACUCUGUGUUGUUGUGGCUGGGUUACAUCAAUUCAGCCCUCAACCCCAUCCUUUAUGCGGCUCUCAACAGAGACUUCAGGUUGGCCUAUGCUCGUCUGCUGAGAUGUCGGCGCCUUAGUUUUGAUAGGGGGAGGGCACAACAGCCAUUUCCCAUAACAACAGCCAGACAGCAGUGUAUGGAGGUAACGCUGCUGUGUGGCCACACACCCUCCACCUGCAGGGUAGGUCUGCCAGAGCAAGAAUUCAUGUUACAGGAAGUAAACUGCACUACAGCCACUGCCGCUAUCCAGCUUUCCAAUGGUGCCACUACAAAAGAUGUCAAUGACAAUGAAAGCCCUUGUUUCAACCAUAACUCGGGGGAGGAUAAAUGGGAGCAUCGAUACUUCAACUUUCCACCUCUAGCCAGGAAGAACCAACGGGAAACGAGGCGAGCAGGCAUCCAUCCUGAAAGAAGGGAACGACGGAUGAUAAUACGGCACGUGGAUUCAAAUGUUUAGUGGUUUCAUAAUCAUCACGUGACAGCCAGCCAUUGAAAAGAGCAUGGACGGUGGCUCUGAAAGCCACGUCGUCGACAUGGACCUGAAUAUGAAAGCUCUGGGAAUCUGGAAUGUUGAGACUCCUCAGCCAGUCCCAUGAGCCAACUCCAUCGAUGCCGACUCAAGGCUGCACUCAAGUGGAGGCACGAGGAAUCAUAACUUGGACAUUUUACAAGUGAAAUGGACAUCUAAUGGAGAUUGAAAUUUGUCGUUUUGCAGAACCAGAUGGAGCACACAACUGCAACGGUGAUAAAGUGACAGCUGUGAUGACUACCACAUGUGGCACAUAAUGUGAUAUGUGACAUUUGGAGGCACAGCACACAAGCUAGCAAAAUGCCUCCUUGUGAAAGAUUGCAGAACUCUCCAGACUUUGCCUUCCGUGCCGCCCAUACAGCGAGGCAACAGAGUAAAGGAAUUAACAAAAUAAACUCAAUUAGGGCACUGAUAACUGGUUUGUAUCUGCAAAAAUGAAACCAAACAAAAGAUUCAACUGUACCAA
This is a messenger RNA of Lampris incognitus (smalleye Pacific opah), 2268 nucleotides long. It is a transcript of the gene hrh2a, whose product is annotated as histamine receptor H2a. NCBI's taxonomy places the organism in Eukaryota, Metazoa, Chordata, Actinopteri, Lampriformes, Lampridae. Gene Ontology annotation, biological process: adenylate cyclase-activating adrenergic receptor signaling pathway. Gene Ontology annotation, cellular component: membrane. Bases 384 to 1730 code for a protein of 448 amino acids. The transcript is spliced from 4 exons. Gene Ontology annotation, molecular function: G protein-coupled receptor activity. The record is from RefSeq and is a predicted model, not a curated record.